AUGGCCACCAUUGUUCCUGUACCCAAGAAAGCUAAGGAGGGGUCAGAGGAGUCUCAAAGUGGAACGGCUCAAUCCUUCCAUCCGUCUGGGUGGCGGUGGAUUAGGACCCCUUCCCCCAGGCAGCCCCUUCCCCCAGGCAGCCCCGACACCAGGCAGCACCGACACCAGGCAGCACUGACACCAGGCAGCCCCAACCCCAGGCAGCCCCGACACCAGGCAGCCCCUUCCCCCAGGCAACCCCGACACCAGGCAACCCCGACACCAGGCAGCACCUUCCCCCAGGCAACCCCGACACCAGGCAGCCCCGACACCAGGCAGCCCCGACCCCAGGCAGCCCCGACCCCAGGCAGCCCCGAUCCCAGGCAGCCCCGACACCAGGCAGCCCCGACACCAGGCUGCCCCGGCACCCAACAGGCAGCACCUUCCCCCAGGCAGCCCCUUCCCCCAGGCAGCCCCGACCCAGGCAGCCCCGACCCCAGGCAGCCCCGACCCCAGCCCCUUCAGGCAGCCCCAGGCAGCACCGACAACAGGCAGCCCCUUCCCCCAGGCAGCCCCGACACCAAGCAGCCCCUUCCCCCAGGCAGCCCCGACACCAGGCAGCCCCGACCCCAGACACCAGGCAGCCCCUUCCCCCAGGCAGCCCCGACACCAGGCAGCCCAGGCAGCCCCGACCCCAGGCAGCCCCGAUCCCAGGCAGCCCCGACACCAGGCAGCCCCGACACCAGGCAGCCCCUUCCCCCAGGCAGCCCCGACAACAGGCAGCCCCUUCCCCAGGCAGCCCCGACACCAGGCAGCCCCUUCCCCCAGGCAGCCCCGACACCAGGCAGCCCCGACACCAGGCAGCCCCUUCCCCCAGGCAGCCCCGACAACAGGCAGCCCCACCAGGCAGCCCCUUCACCCAGGCAGCCCCGACAACAGGCAGCCCCGACAACAGGCAGCCCCGACAACAGGCAGCCCCGACAACAGGCAGCACUGACACCAGGCAGCACCGACACCAGGCAGCCCCUUCCCCCAGGCAGCCCCGACACCAGGCAGCCCCUUCCCCCAGGCAGCCCCUUCCCCCAGGCACCCCCAGGCAGCCCCUUCCCCCAGGCAGCACCGACACCAGGCAGCCCCUUCCCCAGGCAGCCCCGACACCAGGCAGCCCCUUCCCCCAGGCAGCCCCGACAUCAGGCAGCCCCGACACCAGGCAGCCCCUUCCCCAGGCAGCCCCUUCCCCCAGGCAGCCCCGACACCAGGCAGCCCCUUCACCCAGGCAGCACUGACACCAGGCAGCCCGACACCAGGCAGCCCCUUCCCCCAGGCAGCCCCGACACCAGGCAGCCCCGACACCAGGCAGCCCCUUCCCCGCAGGCAGCCCCUUCACCCAGACAACAGGCAGCCCCUUCCCCAGGCAGGCAGCCCCGACACCAGGCAGCCCCUUCCCCCAGGCAGCCCCUUCCCCACCAGGCAGCCCCCCAGGCAGCCCCGACCAGGCAGCCCCGACACCAGGCAGCCCCUUCCCCCAGGCAGCCCCUUCCCCAGGCAGCCCCGACACCAGGCAGCCCCGACCCCAGGCAGCCCCGACACCAGGCAGCCCCUUCCCCCAGGCAGCCCCGACACAGGCAGCCCCGACCCCAGGCAGCCCCUUCCCCCAGGCAGCCCCGACACCAGGCAGCCCCUUCCCCAGGCAGCCCCGACAACAGGCAGCCCCGACACCAGGCAGCCCCGACACCAGGCUGCCCGACACCAGGCAGCCCCUUCCCCCAGGCAGCCCCUUCCCCCAGGCACACACCAGGCAGCCCCGACACCAGGCAGCCCCGACCCCAGGCAGCCCCGACCCAGGCAGCCCCGACACCAGGCAGCCCCGACACCAGGCUGCCCCGACACCAGGCAGCCCCUUCCCCCAGGCAGCCCCUUCCCCCAGACAACAGGCAGCCCCUACCCCCAGGCAGCCCCUUCCCCCAGGCAGCCCCUUCCCCACACCAGGCAGCCACGACAACAGGCAGCCCCUUCCCCAGACACACCAGGCAGCCCCAGCCCCUUCCCCACAGCCAGGCAGCCCCGACACCAGGCAGCCCCUUCCCCCAGGCAGCCCCUUCCCCCAGGCAGCCCCGACACCAGGCAGCCCCAGGCAGCCCCCCCCAGGCACAGGCACAGGCAGCCCCGACACCAGGCAGCACCGACAGCCAGGCAGCCCCUUCCCCCAGGCAGCCCCGACAACAGGCAGCCCCUUCCCCCAGGCAGCCCCUUCCCCCAGGCAGCCCCUACCCCCAGGCAGCCCCUUCCCCCAGGCAGCCCCGACACCAGGCAGCCCCGACAACAGGCAGCCCCGACACCAGGCAGCCCCUUCCCCCAGGCAGCCCCGACAUCAGGCAGCCCCGACCCCAGGCAGUCCCGACACCAGGCAGCCCCGACGCCAGGCAGCCCCGACACCAGGCAGCCCCGACACCAGGCAGCCCCGACACCAGGCAGCCCCGACCCCAGGCAGCCCCAACACCAGGCAGCCCCUUCCCCCAGGCAGCCCCUUCCCCCAGGCAACCCCGACACCUGGCAGCCCCGACAUCAAUGCAGCGCUCUCAUCAAACCCCCGGGCAGGCGCUGUCUGUCCGUCCAUGCGAAAAGCCAGCACGGCUGGUUGCAGAGAGCAGAGGGGUAAAGCCAGGGACUCUUUGUUAG
Messenger RNA from Oncorhynchus masou masou (cherry salmon), 2658 nucleotides. Its product is annotated as basic proline-rich protein-like. The coding region runs from base 1 to 2658 and encodes 885 amino acids. The record is from RefSeq and is a predicted model, not a curated record. NCBI's taxonomy places the organism in Eukaryota, Metazoa, Chordata, Actinopteri, Salmoniformes, Salmonidae. The transcript is spliced from 2 exons.